AAAGUAAAAACUCACAGAAGAAACAGAAAGCCAAAAACACAGGAAGCGAGGAACUAAAGGAGAAAAGCGACCCUUCCUACAAGAAGAGAAUUGAAAUUUGUUUCCUUUCUGGCAAACCCUAAUUUCUCUCCCUCUCUCUCUCUCUCUCAGUCUCGCUUCGUUUGUACGGACAUUAUGGCAGUCUCAGUCUCCAAUCCGCGGCGGAAAUCCUGAGGACGGCCUCGGCUUCGGCGGCAUUGUUUAUGCGGGGAAUCCAAAAUUCCUCUUGAUUAAUUUUCGAAAUUCGGGUUUUGAAUUUGUCGGAUUCGGAUCGACGCAAUGGAGUCUCUGAUGGAGCUCUGCGACCUAAUCGCGGAGCACCCGGCCCAAUUCUCCGAGAAGCUUUCGUGGAUAUGCGACCGGUGUCCGGCGCCGGAGUCUCUCCUAGGCAGAUCGCCUCGGGUGACUCGGUCUCAGCUCAAUGCCGUGCUCGCCGUCGCUCGCUUUCUCUCCAAAUGCCCCGAUUGGGCCGAUCUCCGCCCCAAGUCCGUCGUCGUCGAGUUUCUCCGCUCCAUUCCCUCCUCCUUCGACCGCUCCUUUUGGCCUCAGUCCUUCGGAACCGACUUGAUCGCUUCGUUUUUCGUCGAUUUUCUCGGAUAUGUGUCGAAAGCCACUGAAUUGUCGCCGGAAUUCGCUGCCGAGAUCGCCGGCUUCUCUGGAGAGGUCGUCGUUUCAGCGAUUAGCAACGGAGGCGAAGAUUUAGGGAUUUCUAGGGCUUUUCUUAUGGCUCUGUCGCAGAAUUUCCCUCCAAUUUUGCCUCUGGAUGCCGAGAAGCUCAUCACGAUGCUAAUUGAGCAGUUUGCGGUGGUUUCCGGCAAUGUAGCUCAGUCACCGGUGACGCCGAGAGGUCAAAAUACUGCAAACUCGGAGACUUCGUCGACGCAGAGCUCGCCGAUGAAUAAUGGUAACCAUCAGCAGCCGAAUGAAAGUAAUGAAGUCAGUAAUGUGUCGGGUUCAUCCGGCAGUGCGUCUUCUAGGGGGUCAGUGGUGAUGAAUGGGAGCAGCAUUUUGUGGAAGAGUGGGGUUGAUCAGUUGGGAGUGACUUUUGGUUUGAAUGAUGGAGGCGGCGGAGGCGGAGCGGCCAUGCUUAGGCAGCAAGUUGCUCAAUUUGAGGAAGAGUCUGUGGAAAAUUUGGAGAAGCAAGAAGUUGCUUUCAAAUUGAUUGCUCAUAUUUUGGAAAAAGCUCGCAUUGAUACUGGGCUUUUAGAGCAGGUUAGAUUAAUUUCAAAGAGGCAGCUGCAGUCUAUGUACGUGUUCCUGAGGAUUAGGAAGCGAGAUUGGACUGAACAUGGGGCUCUCUUAAAAGCCAGGAUCAAUACGAAGCUGUCAGUUUAUCAAGCUGCUGUCAAGUUGACUCUUAAUUGCCUUGCUUGCUUUGAUACUGAUGGGAAAUCAGCCAAGAAAUUGGCACAUGAGACUGUUGCGUUGUUGAUGGAAGCUGCUGAAGCAUGUUUACAAUCUGUGUGGCGGAAGAUGCGAAUUUGUGAAGAGCUCUUUGGUUGUUUGUUGUCUGGGCUUUCCCAAAUUGCUGUCAAACGGGGAGGCCAGGCCCUGCGCAUUUUGCUCAUCCGCCUCAAACCCGUUGUGUUAGCCGUAUGCACUCAGGCUGAUACUUGGGCAAGCAGCCAAGGAGCGAUGUUUGAGAGUGUAUUGAAGACAAGUUGUGAGAUAAUUGAGUCAUGUUGGACCAAGGAGCGAGCUCCAGUCGAUACAUUCAUAAUGGGACUAGCUACAAGCAUUCGUGAACGAAAUGAUUAUGAGGAACAGGGUGAUAAAGGCAAAGAGGCGGUGCCUGUUGUGCAGCUUAAUGUUGUACGUCUGCUAGCUGAUCUGAAUGUUGCUGUUAAGAAGUCUGAAGUUGUAGACAUGAUAUUACCUCUAUUUAUUGAAAGCUUAGAAGAGGGUGAUGCAACAACUCCUAGUUUAUUGCGACUGCGGCUCCUUGAUGCUGUAUCACGCAUGGCAAGUUUAGGUUUUGAGAAAUCUUACCGUGAGACUGUUGUUCUAAUGACAAGGAGUUACUUGAAUAAGCUUUCAAGUUUGGGAUCUGCCGAUAGCAAAACUGUUCCACAAGAAGCGACAACAGAACGUGUUGAGACUCUUCCUGCAGGAUUUCUACUCAUUGCUAGCGGUCUUACAAGUACUAAAUUGCGUUCAGACUAUCGUCAUCGUUUGCUAUCUUUAUGCUCAGAUGUAGGCCUAGCAGCUGAAUCCAAAAGCGGAAGGAGUGGAGCAGAUUUUCUGGGUCCAUUACUUCCUGCUGUAGCUGAAAUAUGCUCUGAUUUUGAUCCUACAGUAGAUGUGGAGCCUUCACUUUUAAAGUUAUUUCGCAACUUGUGGUUCUAUGUUGCUCUUUUUGGCUUGGCACCUCCUAUACAGAAGGUUCAACAACCUCUGAAACAAGUAUCAACUACACUGAACAGUGUGGGAAGCAUGGGUACAAUUCCUCUUCAAGCUGUGGGUGGACCAUAUAUGUGGAAUACACAAUGGUCUUUUGCUGUUCAGAGAAUUGCACAAGGAACUCCUCCACUUGUUGUUAGCUCUGUGAAGUGGCUUGAAGAUGAGUUGGAACUGAAUGCUCUUCACAACCCUGGCAGUCGUCGAGGGAAUGGCAAUGAGAAAGCUGCUUUAGCUCAACGAGCUGCCCUUUCUACUGCUCUAGGAGGGCGAGUUGAUGUUGCAGCAAUGACCACUAUAUCAGGAGUGAAGGCUACCUAUCUUCUUGCGGUGGCAUUCCUGGAGAUUAUACGUUUCAGCAGCAACGGUGGCAUCCUGAAUGGUGACUCUAGCUCAACUGCUUCUAGAAGUGCAUUCAGUUGCGUAUUUGAAUACCUGAAAACUCCAAAUCUCAUGCCUGCCGUCUUCCAAUGUUUGAUGGCAACUGUCCAUAGGGCUUUUGAAACAGCAGUUUUAUGGCUGGAAGAUCGAAUAUCUGAAACAGGAAAUGAAGCUGAGGUGAGGGAGUCAACUCUUUUUGCCCAUGCUUGCUUUCUUAUCAAAAGUAUGUCGCAGAGAGAGGAACACAUUCGGGAGGUUUCUGUGAACUUGCUGACUCAGCUUAGAGAUAAGUUUCCACAGGUCUUGUGGAAUUCAUCGUGUGUUGAUUCCCUGCUAUUCUCAAUUCAUAAUGAUUCGCCUUCUAUUGUUGUCAAUGAUCCUGCUUGGGUGGUGACUGUUCGUUCUUUGUACCAAAAGAUUGUUCGAGAGUGGAUCAUUAAAUCACUUUCAUAUGCUCCUUGCUCUAGCCAGGGUCUUCUACAGGAAAAGCUUUGUAAAGCAAACACAUGGCAAAGAGCACAGCAUACACCUGAUGUGGUUUCUCUUUUAUCUGAGAUACGGAUUGGCACAGGUAAAACUGAUUGCUGGAAUGGCAUACAAACAGCAAAUAUUCCUGCAGUUAUGGCUGCCGCAGCCGCAGCUUCAGGAGGCAACUUAAAAUUAACGGAGGCCUUCAAUUUGGAAGUGCUCAGUACUGGUAUCGUCAGUGCAACAAUGAAAUGCAACCAUGCUGGAGAAAUCGCCGGAAUGAGAAGGUUGUAUAACAGCAUGGGUGGAUUUCAAUCUGGCACUGCACCAACUGGAUUUGGGCUCGGUGCUGGGCUUCAAAGGUUGAUCUCGGGAGCAUUUCCUCAACAGACACAAGCCGAGGAUGACCAAUUUAAUGGGAUGUUGCUCACAAAGUUUGUUCGUUUACUACAACAAUUUGUUAAUGCUGCAGAGAAAGGAUGGGAAGUGGAGAAGUCUCAAUUCCGUGAGACUUGUUCUCAGGCAACUGCAUUACUUCUGUCGAAUCUGGGCUCUAAUUCAAAAUCAAAUGUGGAGGGCUUCUCACAACUUCUCCGUCUUCUCUGUUGGUGUCCUGCUUAUAUUUCUACAUCAGAUGCAAUGGAAACUGGUGUAUUCAUUUGGACUUGGUUGGUUUCUUCUGCUCCUGAACUGGGCUCCCUAGUCCUUGCAGAGCUUGUUGAUGCAUGGUUAUGGACCAUUGAUACAAAACGUGGUAUCUUUGCUUCUGACGUAAAAUAUUCUGGGCCUGCUGCAAAGUUAAGGCCUCAACUUUCUCCUGGUGAGCCAGAAGCGCCGCCUGAAUUUGAUCCUGUUGAGCAAAUAAUGGCUCAUAGAUUAUGGCUUGGAUUUUUCAUUGACCGCUUUGAGGUAGUUCGACACAAUAGUAUUGAGCAACUCUUGCUUCUUGGUCGAAUGUUACAAGGGACGACAAAGCUUCCCUGGAAUUUUUCACACCAUCCUGCUGCUACUGGUACAUUUUUCACUGUCAUGCUUCUUGGGCUCAAGUUCUGCUCAUGUCAAUCGCAGCGCAAUUUGCAGAACUUUAAAACAGGUCUUCAGUUGCUGGAAGACCGGAUUUAUAGGGCCUCUUUGGGAUGGUUUGCUUUUGAGCCUGAAUGGUAUGACACAAGCUAUAUGAAUUUUACUCAGAGUGAAGCUCAAUCCGUCUCUGCAUUUGUCCACUACCUUUCAAAUGAGCGGGCAGAUGCAGCUGUCCAAUUGGAUUUAAAAGGAAGAGGACAUGAAAAUGGGAACCGUUUGGUUGAUGCGAAUGAUCAAUAUCACCCUGUCUGGGGUCAGAUGGAGAACUAUGCUGCAGGAAGAGAAAAACGAAAACAGCUACUCUUGAUGCUAUGCCAGUAUGAGGCUGACAGGCUUGAAGUCUGGGCGCAACCCACUAAUACUAAGGAGACUUCAACUUCUAAGCAAAAAAUUAGUUCGGAGAAAUGGAUUGAAUAUGCUAGGACCGCCUUUUCUGUAGAUCCUCGAAUUGCUUUAUCUUUGGCAAAGAGGUUCCCAACAAACACAUUCUUGAAGGCUGAAGUAACUCAGCUGGUUCAGUCACAUAUAUUGGACAUCCGCUCCAUUCCUGAAGCAUUGCCAUAUUUUGUUACCCCAAAGGCCGUUGAUGAAAAUUCGGCACUUUUGCAACAGUUGCCACACUGGGCUGCCUGUUCAAUCACACAAGCUCUUGAGUUUCUUACUCCAGCAUAUAAGGGACAUCCUCGAGUCAUGGCAUAUGUUCUUAGAGUACUGGAGUCUUAUCCUCCUGAACGAGUAACUUUCUUCAUGCCACAGCUAGUGCAGGCUCUGCGGUAUGAUGAAGAGAAAUUAGUGGAAGGAUAUCUGCUUAGAGCCACCCAACGAAGUGAUAUAUUUGCCCAUAUUUUAAUCUGGCACUUACAGGGUGAGACGGAAGUUCCAGAAUCAGGACAAGAGGCUGUGUCUGCCAAGAAUGCUGCAUUUCAAGCAUUGUUGCCGCAAGUUAGACAGCAUAUUGUUGACGGUUUUAAUCCCAAGGCACUAGAUGUGUUUCAGAGAGAAUUUGAUUUCUUUGACAAAGUUACAUCUAUUUCUGGUGUACUUUUCCCACUGCCGAAGGAUGAACGUCGAGCUGGCAUUCGGAGAGAGUUGGAGAAAAUUGAAGUGAUGGGAGAGGAUCUCUAUUUACCAACUGCUCCUAACAAGCUUGUCAGGGGGAUUCAGGUAGAUAGUGGAAUACCACUGCAAUCAGCAGCAAAAGUCCCUAUAAUGAUAACAUUUAAUGUUGUCGAUCGGGGUGGGGACCACAAUGAUGUAAAGCCACAAGCUUGUAUUUUUAAGGUUGGAGAUGAUUGCCGCCAAGAUGUUCUUGCUCUUCAAGUGAUUUCACUUCUUAGAGACAUAUUUGAAGCCGUUGGAAUUCAUCUUUAUUUGUUUCCAUAUGGUGUGCUCCCAACUGGCCCAGAAAGAGGAAUAAUCGAGGUUGUACCAAAUACACGGAGUAGAAGUCAGAUGGGUGAAACUACUGAUGGUGGUUUGUAUGAGAUUUUCCAACAGGACUACGGAACUGUUGGCUCUCCCAGCUUCGAAGCGGCGCGUGAAAACUUCAUCGUUAGCAGUGCUGGUUAUGCAGUUGCCAGCCUUUUACUUCAACCAAAGGAUAGGCACAAUGGCAAUCUUUUGUUUGACAAUGUGGGAAGGCUCGUGCAUAUUGAUUUUGGUUUCAUCCUGGAAACUUCUCCGGGUGGAAAUAUGCGUUUCGAAAGUGCACACUUUAAGCUUAGCCAUGAGAUGACACAAUUGCUAGACCCUUCUGGUGUUAUGAAGAGUGAUACUUGGAACCAGUUUGUGAGCUUGUGUGUGAAGGGGUACCUUGCUGCCCGUCGCCACAUGGAUGGGAUCAUUAGCACGGUGGCGUUAAUGCUAGACAGUGGACUGCCUUGCUUCAGCAGGGGAGACCCUAUUGGAAAUCUUCGCAAGAGAUUUCAUCCCGAGAUGAGUGAGCGUGAAGCGGCUAAUUUUAUGAUCCGUGUCUGCACAGAUGCCUACAACAAAUGGACCACUGCUGGCUAUGACUUGAUACAGUAUCUGCAACAAGGUAUUGAAAAGUAAAAGAGGAAACUUUUUUCCAGAGACAACUAAUGUACAUGAUUCCCUGUAAUUUAUAGUAAUUACUAGUGUCUUAUAGCUGCAAUUUUUUUCCCGAGGGAUUCUCUGAGGAACUGUUAAAUGGGCAUCAGAUCGAGAAUCAUUGUAUUCUAGGAUAGGAUUCCUCGUGAGGUUUGUAAAAAUACAGUUUGUAGUGAUUAUUUAUUAAUGGAAUUCUCAUUGAUUGUUACCAAAGAAA
This is a messenger RNA of Rosa rugosa (rugosa rose), 6655 nucleotides long. RefSeq names its product phosphatidylinositol 4-kinase alpha 1. Lineage: Eukaryota; Viridiplantae; Streptophyta; Magnoliopsida; Rosales; Rosaceae. The transcript has 26 exons. The coding region runs from base 319 to 6420 and encodes 2033 amino acids. Gene Ontology annotation, cellular component: cytoplasm; plasma membrane. The record is from RefSeq and is a predicted model, not a curated record. Gene Ontology annotation, molecular function: 1-phosphatidylinositol 4-kinase activity. Gene Ontology annotation, biological process: phosphatidylinositol phosphate biosynthetic process; phosphatidylinositol-mediated signaling.